UCAAAUUUACCUAUUGUCUGGAUGGUUACCUGAAUUUGGAAUAAUUUGAGAUAAAUUAAAGUAAGAAAACCUACCUUAUUGAUUUAUUUUUAUCUUAUUUCUUUCACUAAUAAUUAAUUACUAAAAUAAUGUACUACUUCUUCCAUGUUCAAACAGUACAACAGUUCCUCUGUAAAUCAUUCAGGCUGCUUGUGUAAAAUGACUGAAUUUAUGGUGAUUAAACCAUCUUAUCCUUAUUCUUAUCUCAGGGCUUUACUCUAAUUGAGUCCUAAAUCAAGACUGUUUACUUUUAGAUUUUCUUGUGUUCUUAAAGGUUCUUUAUUGGAAUCUAUAUGGUUCCAUGAAGAACCUUUGGCAUUCAUAGAAUCGCUCCAUUCCACAAAAGGUUCUGUAGUUUUUAAAAUGUUCUUCACACUGGGAAAAAAAAAGAAAAAAAAAAAAAGUUCUUUUAAGAACUGUUCACUGAAUUUUGUUUUUUUUUGGAAACCAAAAAAGAUUCUUCUGUGUCAUCUCUGUGAAACCCCCCUUUUGGAAAUUUUUAAGAGUAUAUAGUAUUUUGUUUCCUUAUUCCUCCUUGUUAAAGAUUAAGGUUGAAGUUGGCAUCAUAGCACUAGUCAUUAAUGUUCAGGCCGUUGUUUUCUUCAGCUGUUUCUGGUCUGUAGCCCAUCCUCCAGAGCUCCAGCGGUCCCUCCUCCCUCUCAAGCCGGAAUGUGACGCUCAUAUGUGGGUGUGAGACACGCACAUCACUGCGAUAUUCCGCCUCUCCCAUCCUCCGCGUUCUUUUCGUUCACCUUUGAUGCUUUUAUUCUAUUGUUCUAUUUAUAAUUCAUAUGCUUCAAGUACAGACAUGCAUCUUCACGUAUGAGGAUGCGCGAAUGUGUUGCUUUCCUCUGAUUUAUUGAUCGGGUCGAUCAUAACGAGUAGGAUUUUUUUUUAGAUGAAAUGAUUCUCGGGAUGAGAUCGUUGUAAACGCGCGGUCACACGGACCUCUCAGGUUUUUCUCCAGAUGAAGCAGGAACGGUUUGUUUCCUCUAAGAGGUCGAGGGCUUGUGUGAAACGGCAGAAUGCAGCUGGAGGAGUCGGUAAUAUUAUCAGUAAUGUGCUGAAGAAACGCAACGGCAUCUCUAGAAGAGCGCCGCGCCUCCUGUGCACCCUAGAGCCAGGGGUGGACACCAGGUUGAAGUUCACUAUCGAACCUUCUUUAGGCAAGAACGGCUUUCAACAAUGGUACGACGCUCUGAAGGCAGUGGCCAGACUCCCAGUAGGGAUUCCCAAAGAGUGGAGGAAGAGGGUAUGGCUGACCCUGGCUGACCAGUACCUCCACAGCAUCUCCAUAGACUGGGAGAAAACAAUGAGAUUCGCCUUCAAUGAUCGCAGCAAUCCAGAUGAUGACACUUUGGGAAUCCAAAUCGUGAAGGACCUGCACAGGACGGGCUGCAGUUCAUACUGUGGCCAGGAGGCGGAGCAGGACCGCGUGGUGCUGAAGCGGGUGCUGCUGGCAUAUGCCCGCUGGAACAAGACUGUAGGAUACUGUCAGGGCUUCAAUGUUCUGGCCGCUCUCAUCCUGGAGGUCACAGAGGGAAAUGAAGGAGAUGCGUUGAAGGUGAUGAUCUAUUUGAUCGAUAAAGUGCUUCCCGAUAGUUACUUCGCCAAUAACCUGCGUGCCCUCUCAGUGGACAUGGCUGUGUUCAGAGAUCUGUUGCGACUGAAGCUUCCAGAACUUUCUCAGCAUCUCCACCAUCUCCAGAAAGUAGCCAAUCGGGAAGGAGGAGGGAGCUAUGAGCCUCCACUCACCAACGUCUUCACCAUGCAGUGGUUUCUCACCAUGUUUGCCACUUGUUUGCCUCAUCACACCGUGCUGAAGAUCUGGGACUCGGUCUUCUUUGAGGGCUCUGAAAUGCUGCUGCGUGUAGCUCUCGCCAUCUGGGCCAAACUCGGAGAGCGAAUUGAGGAGUGCCAGACUGCCGAUGAAUUUUAUAGUACUAUGGGCUGCCUGACGCAGGAAAUGCUGGAGCACAACCUUAUCGACUCCAAUGAUCUCAUGCAGACGGUCUACUCCAUGGCCCCGUUCCCGUUCCCCCAGCUGGCUGAGCUCAGGGAGAAAUACACCUACAACAUCACCCCGUUCCCGACCCCUGUCAGAGCGAACAGCAGUCUGGCACUCCAUGGAUGGGAGAGUGAUGAUGAUGCUGACAUGGAUGAUGAAGACACUAUUGUCACUGCUCUGGGUUGCCUGGGGCCUCUUGGAGGACUUCUGGCCCCUGAGAUCCAAAGAUACCAAAAGCACCUUAAAGAUCAGAGAGCGGAUCAGGGCUCUCACGGCAGUAACAUGGCCGAGCUGAGUCCCGGGGCGGUGGGUGCGGGACGGGCCGAGCACCAGGCGGCCAUCAACAGCAUGAUGCUGGAGCGCAUGAGCACCGACAUCAGCGCACUGAAGAAACAGUACUCGCGCAUCAAACAGAAACAACAGCAGCAGGCCGGGCUCCUGUACAUCCACACAGGACCUCGAGUGGAAGCUGAAACUAUUGAACCUCAUCAAGCCAGUAAACCACAGAAGCACCACACUGAUAAGUGUCCAGCCACCAGUAUCCUUCCCUCCCAAAUUGGUCCCUCCCCUGUGGUCAACCAUCUUCUCCUGGGCAGGAGGCCCAGACCCAGUCAGCAAUCCUCAAAGAGCGGGAUCAUCCAUAACGGUGGAGGUCCUCAAGCCCACUCCACACCCAGCCAAGAUCAGAUGAUUCGGGCCAGACAUCACUCGCCCUGGCGCACACAUGUGCGAGCGCACCGGAGGAACAUCGCCAGGGCACGGGCGCAACUUGGGUUUGAUGAUUCGCAGGAGAUAGAAGACGAACAAACAGAUGUGAGCAAAACAGAAGAUGCAUCUGAAGAGGAAAGACUUGAGGAUGAAGAGCAAGAGAAGGUGGAGACAAUAAGCUCGAAUGUCUCUCAGGAAGAUCACAGCUCUGGAGAAGGAGAAGAUGUCCAGGAGAUCAACAAGCAGUUUUCUUCUUUGGAACUGGAACCAGAACUUUCAUCAGAAGCAGCUUCUGAUCCAACUCCACAACCAGAACCAGCUUCUGAUCCACCUACACCAACUCCACCACCAGAAUCAGCUUCAAAUCCAAAUACACCAACUCCACCACAGCCGGAGCCCGAACCCACGGCCUCAGCUUCGCUCCCAUCCACCCGCCGUCCAGGUUCAGACUCCUCCAGCUCAGAAAGCGGAGGCUCCCUCAAAAGAAGCCCAUCAACGUCAGCAGGAGAACCUCCGAAACCACAGCAGAUCUUCUCCCCGUUCCCUUGCAUCAAAACCCCUCGCAAGUCCAUCACUGCCAGAAACCUGGGCCUCUACGGUCCAAACGCCAGGACUCCAAAUGUGCACUUUCCCCAGAUGAGCAGAAGCAUGAACAGUGUUGGAAACACCACAAGGCGACGAUGAUGAAUUGUCGACUACAGAUGAGCACUUGGGUUAAAAACUCCAACCACGAAAGCACAUCUCUAGUAUGCUUCCAGAUACUCCAAAACAUCUACAUUUAGGAACAAUAUUGGAUAAUUUAAUGCUUCCAUGAAGUUUAUAUAACAUGAAUUUAUGAAGGCUGUUUCCUGUUUAUUUUCUUUUUUUAAUGAAACCCUACCUAAACAUCUGGGAAUUAUAACCGGCAUUGAAAGUAUCUCUUUUUGCAUGUUCAAGUCAGCAGUAUUCGCUACAAUGCACAGUGUAUGUUUACUUACAUGCUUCAAAGCUCAGAAAAUCACAAUCACAUGUAUGUAAAAUUCUCAUGCUAACUGGGAAAUGCUGCAGUUCUGCAUCACACAGUCCAAAAGGAUUUUUAGCACCCAUUUACACUAUUUAAUCCUAUAAAGUCAGCAAAUUUUCCAUGUUCGCUUGUUUCUGUUGUUUUUGACAACACUGGUGUUCAUUUUUCAAUCGUGUCAAGCCAUUCAUGUUUCUCUUAUUUUGAUCUUUCCUUAGUAAAUUAUUCAUUUGCCAUCUGAAUGACACAAGUUGUUGAAAAAAAGUUCUUCUCUUUUAUUUUUUUUGAUGCUCCUGUCAAAAUGCUCCUGCAAUUUAACGUCCCUUUGAAUGUUUCUCUUCUCUCUAUUAAUCUUUGGUGCUUAUGAGUAGUGGAGGAUCACAAAUGUCCCACAGAGAAUAAAAGACGUGCAAGUAUGGAAAAAAAACUCUUCAGUUUCUACUUAUUUCUGUUGUUUCCACUCCAAUAAGUC
Messenger RNA from Onychostoma macrolepis, 4227 nucleotides. It is a transcript of the gene tbc1d30, whose product is annotated as TBC1 domain family, member 30. The transcript is spliced from 13 exons. NCBI's taxonomy places the organism in Eukaryota, Metazoa, Chordata, Actinopteri, Cypriniformes, Cyprinidae. Gene Ontology annotation, cellular component: endoplasmic reticulum. The record is from RefSeq and is a predicted model, not a curated record. Bases 1007 to 3439 code for a protein of 810 amino acids.